UCGGCGUCUCUGGGACAGGACGGCGUGUCCGAGUCCUCCGGGAGGACGAGCGUCUCAUCGGCUCUGUGUGUGUUUGUUUGUGUUCAGCUCCGUAGAGCGUUCAGGAGCAUCCGGAACGCUCUGCCUCAGAUCUUCUACGUCUUCCUGCUCUUCAUGUUCAGCGUCCUCAUCUUCUCCCUCAUGGCGCUCAAACUGCUCGGCAAACGCGGUCUGAAGACCAUCGACGGAGAUCCGUACUUCACCAACUACCUGGAGAUCGUCUUCGACCUUUACGUCCUCGUCACCACGGCCAACAGCCCCGACGUCAUGAUGCCGGCGUACAACAGCAGCUUCGUCUUCGCCAUCUUCUUCAUCUUGUACAUCCUCAUCAACACCUACAUCUUCAUGUCCGUCUUCUUGGCCGUCGUCUACAACAACUACAAGAAAUACCUGAAGGAGGAGGUACGGCAGCUGGUGAGGGCCAAGAGGCACAAGAUGGUGCGGGCGUUCGCCGUGCUGCAGGAGCAGCGGGAGGGCGGCGGCGAGCCCGUGGUGACGCAGGCCAACUGGACCCAGCUGGUCAAACUGGUCCAGCCCGACAUCAGCAACGCUCACAGAGAGCUGCUGUGGAGCGUCUCCGACGACAACAACCAGGGCUGCAUCG
Molecule: messenger RNA, 643 nt
Organism: Plectropomus leopardus (leopard coralgrouper)
Lineage: Eukaryota; Metazoa; Chordata; Actinopteri; Perciformes; Serranidae
Source: RefSeq, a predicted model, not a curated record